GACGUUUCAGGUGGAUCCGAGUCACUUUCUCUGCGCACGGUCCUCACUUCGUCUUUUACUCCAGAAGAGCCAGAGCCGGAGUCAGACAGGAGCCGGAAUGUGUCUUUAAAACGCCUUUGUUUACUUUGGGUUUGUUUAAUAACUCUGUCUCAUGGGCUGGUCCGUAUAAAAGAGGAUCUACUGCGCACACACACACACUCUCUCUCUCACACACACAGACACACACACCCCUCACACACACACAUAGACACACACACUCACACACACUCACACACACUCCCUCGCCCUCGGGAGGAUCUGACUCUUUGGCUUCCUUCUCCUCGACUCUGCGGUGAUGGAUGAGUGUGCCCCGCCCUCUCGCCGCUCUCUGCUGCCCUGGCUGGUCGGAGCAUCUCAGGUGUUGGGGCUGGGGGCGGUGGUGCUGACGGGGGUGUGGAUGGGGCGGUACAGGGGCGGCUUCGCUUGGGACGGGUCAGAGCAGGAGUUCAACCUUCACCCCCUGUGCAUGGUCCUGGGCCUGGUGUUUCUGCAGGGGGACGCGAUCUUGGUGUACAGAGUUUUCCGCAAUGAGGCCAAAAGAAGCGUGAAGCUGCUCCACGGAGUCGUUCACCUGCUGGCGCUCAUCGUCACGAUCGUGGGUGUAGUCGCCGUGUUCGACUUCCACAGAGCGUCCCACAUCCCGUCCAUGUACUCUCUCCACAGCUGGUGCGGCAUGGCGACCGUCGUGCUGUUCUGCCUGCAGUGGGUGCUCGGCCUGAUGUUCUUCCUGUUUCCCGUGGCGUCGUCGUGGUUACGGGGCGUGUACCUCCCGCUGCACGUGUUCUGUGGCGUGCUGCUGCUGGUCAUGUCCAUAGGGAGCUGUCUGCUGGGGAUCACAGAGCGACUCCUGUUCACCAUCAUGGCGACAUACUCCCACCUGCCUCCAGAGGGCGCACUCGCUAACGUCCUCGGGGUUACUCUGUUGUGCUUUGGGAUCCUGGUCAUUAGCAUCAUCACCAAAGAAGAGUUCAGACGCCCCCCCAACCCCGAGGAAGAGGCUCUGUCUGUGCACUUCAAGACGCUCACAGAGGGAGCGUGCUCGCCCACCCCCUGAUCUGACACGUGAGCAACACCAGAGCACAGAGAGAUCCUUGAACCUGCCAGAACAUUCAUCUACGAGUUAUUGUGUUAAAUUUACAGCUGAUUCACAAAUUACUCACUGGAUUUUGAGAAAAGUUGGAAAGUUUAAGCCUCAAAUCCAGGUUUUAAAAAUGAUAAAAGUGAAUAUUUCUGAAUCAAAACAGAAACUGGAUUUGCUAAACAUUUCAGACCAUUAAUAAUCUUGAUAAUUGUCUUAUAUAUUUAUAUUUAUCAGUGUUCUGUGCUGCUGCUUUAGCCUCCACCUGCCUUAGAGCUUCCAUAAAGUGCACACUGUUUGUCGUGUUAAAUAUUAGUCUUUUGGUUCGUCUGAUUUCAUAUUUUUAUGUCAUUUAUUCCUGUUUUUGUUUUGUUUUUUCAUGGUUGAAGUUGACACCUCAGUGCCUCCGUCCUGUGACUUCAUCUCUUCUGACAGAUCUGUGUAAAACCUGCACAUGUUGUAUUUUUUCUUGCGUUUAGACGAAGUGUUUCUGUGAUGGUUUUUAUGCUUCUGCGUCACGUUACAGUCCAGGAUGUUGCAGAAAAAGUUAAAUUGUGGUUAUUAUAUUGUUCGCCGCUUGUAUCUUAAUCCAAAUAAAUCUGCAUUAUGUU
This is a messenger RNA of Periophthalmus magnuspinnatus, 1728 nucleotides long. It is a transcript of the gene cyb561, whose product is annotated as transmembrane ascorbate-dependent reductase CYB561. Lineage: Eukaryota; Metazoa; Chordata; Actinopteri; Gobiiformes; Gobiidae. Gene Ontology annotation, cellular component: lysosomal membrane. Gene Ontology annotation, molecular function: oxidoreductase activity. The record is from RefSeq and is a predicted model, not a curated record. The transcript is spliced from 6 exons. The coding region runs from base 335 to 1093 and encodes 252 amino acids.